AUAUUACGACACACACACACACAAAUAUAAUGAAUGUUUUGUGAGAAUAAUAAAAAGACUAUCAGUGCAACUGUUAUCUUUGUUUAGCCAUAUGAAAUAUGGAGCUUUGUUCAAAUAUAAACUGUAGUGCAAAUAAAAACAAUACGAUAAUAUGUAUAGUGAAAUAUCUAGUAAUUUUUAUACAUUUAUUUCAUAGUGUUAAUUCGUUACCGGAUGUAAUUCGGAUAGGUGGACUUUUUCAUCCGGCCGAUGACAAACAAGAGAUUGCCUUCCGGUAUGCUGUUGAAAAAAUUAACGCUGAUCGACAGAUAUUACCACGAUCAAAGUUAAGUGUGCAGAUUGAAAAAAUAUCGCCGCAGGAUAGCUUUCAUGCAUCGAAAAGAGUUUGUCAUCUAUUAAGAAGUGGUGUUGCAGCAAUAUUUGGUCCACAAUCAUCGCAUACUGCUUCACAUGUUCAAAGUAUAUGUGAUACAAUGGAAAUACCACACCUAGAAACACGCUGGGAUUAUCGUCUCCGUCGGGAGUCGUGUCUUGUCAACUUGUAUCCUCAUCCGACAACAUUAUCAAAGGCUUAUGUUGAUUUAGUGAAAGCAUGGAAUUGGAAGUCAUUCACAAUUAUUUAUGAGAACAAUGAAGGUUUGGUACGUUUACAGGAACUAUUAAAGGCACAUGGACCAAGUGAAUUUCCAAUUACGGUACGGCAACUUGGUGAAGGUACUGAUUACAGACCACUACUAAAACAAAUCAAGAAUUCAGCUGAAUCACAUAUUGUGCUUGAUUGUUCUACAGAAAGGAUUUACGAUGUAUUAAAACAAGCGCAACAGAUUGGUAUGAUGAGCGAUUAUCAUAGUUAUUUGAUUACCACACUGGAUUUACAUAGUGUGGAUUUAGAAGAAUUUAAAUAUGGCGGUACAAAUAUUACAGCAUUUCGACUUGUCGAUCCCGAAAAACCAGAGAUACAAAAGGUUGUACGUGAUUGGAUUUAUGGUGAAGCCCGUUAUGGACGCAAAUUAGACUUAGGAUUAACCAGUAGUCGGGACAAUAUUACAUUUAUAAAGGCUGAAACGGCAUUAAUGUAUGAUGCUGUACACUUGUUUGCAAAAGCAUUACAUGAUUUAGAUACCAGUCAACAAAUUGAUAUAAAACCUUUAAGUUGUGAUACCGUUGAUACGUGGCCGCAUGGAUACAGCUUAAUUAACUAUAUGAAAAUAGUGGAAAUGAAAGGUUUGACUGGUGUUAUCAAAUUUGAUCAUCAAGGAUUUCGUAGUGAUUUUGUUUUGGAUAUUGUUGAAUUAAACAAGGAUGGUCUGAAAAAAAUUGGUACAUGGAAUUCAACAGAAGGUGUCAAUUUUACACGAUCAUAUGGUGAAGCUUAUACACAAAUUGUGGAAAUUUUACAAAAUAAAACUUUUGUAGUAACAACCAUCUUGAGUUCACCAUACUGCAUGCGAAAAGAUUCCAGUGAAAAGCUAACAGGGAAUGAUCAAUUUGAAGGCUAUGCAAUUGAUUUGAUUCAUGAAAUUUCACGUAUAUUAGGUUUCAAUUAUACGAUACGUUUAGCACCAGAUGGUCGUUAUGGUUCAUUAAAUCGUGAAACUAAGGAAUGGGAUGGUAUGAUAAAAGAAUUGUUAGAUCAAAAAGCUGAUUUAGCUAUUGCAGAUUUAACGAUAACAUAUGAUCGUGAACAAGCUGUAGAUUUUACAAUGCCAUUUAUGAAUCUGGGAAUUAGUAUAUUAUAUCGAAAACCAAUUAAACAACCACCAAAUUUAUUUUCCUUCUUAUCACCAUUAUCGUUGGAUGUUUGGAUUUAUAUGGUCACAGCAUAUUUGGGUGUUUCUGUUUUAUUAUUCAUUUUAGCCAGAUUCAGCCCAUACGAAUGGGAUAAUCCACACCCAUGUAACGAUGAACCAGACGUAUUAGAAAAUCAAUUCAGUUUACUCAACUCAUUAUGGUUUACAAUUGGUUCCCUCAUGCAACAAGGUUCAAAUAUUGCCCCUAAAGCUGUUUCAACACGAAUGGUAGCUGGAAUGUGGUGGUUUUUUACAUUAAUUAUGAUUUCAUCAUAUACAGCUAAUUUGGCUGCUUUUUUGACGGUAGAACGUAUGGAUUCACCGAUUGAAAGUGCUGAAGAUUUAGCUAAACAAACUAAGAUAAAAUAUGGCGCUUUACGAGGUGGUUCAACUGCAGCAUUCUUUCGAGAUUCAAAUUUCUCAACAUAUCAACGAAUGUGGUCUUUCAUGGAAUCGGCACGACCGUCUGUAUUUACAUCAAGCAAUGGAGAAGGCGUUGAACGUGUUGUUAAAGGCUCCGGCAGCUAUGCAUUUCUAAUGGAAUCCACAUCAAUUGAAUAUGUUGUAGAACGAAAUUGUGAUCUUACGCAAGUUGGAGCUUUAUUGGAUUCAAAAGGAUAUGGAAUAGCAAUGCCUCCAAACUCUCCGUUCCGCACUGCAAUAAGUGGAGCUGUACUAAAAUUACAAGAAGAAGGAAAAUUACAUAUUUUGAAAACCAGGUGGUGGAAAGAGAAACGUGGCGGAGGGACUUGCCGGGAUGACGCAACAAAAAGUAGUAGUGCAGCAAAUGAAUUGGGUUUAGCAAAUGUUGGUGGUGUAUUUGUUGUAUUAAUGGGUGGCAUGGGAGUGGCAUGUGUUAUGGCCGUUUGUGAAUUUGUAUGGAAAUCACGAAAAGUUGCCGUUGAGGAAAGGGCUUCAUUAUGCUCAGAAAUGGCAACUGAAUUAAAAUUUGCAUUUCGUUGCCAAGGCUCAACAAAACCAGCUCGUAAGAAGCAACAACCACAAACCGUGGUUGGCGUUGUUUCUGGCGGGGAAGAACGUCGUUUUCAUCCAUUGGGAACAUAUACUUCAUAUGGAUUCAAAGAACCAUUGCCAUAAAUCCAAUCAAGUAUUCAUUUAAACAAAAACAAGAAUUAAACAUAGUUAUUGCACAAAAUAUAUUGUCCAAAAUAAAUAAAUUCAAAAUAUUUUGUCUACUAAAAAAAUAAAUAAAAACAGCCCCUAAAUUCAAAUUUCUUAUGCUAUUACAGUUUUACAAAGUUUGUGGAGAUCAAAUUUCUAAAAAUGUUUUCAAACUUUAACACAUGGCUUAGUUUACAUUGGCAAUUAGAUACAUGGUUAUAGCUUGUGCCAAAGACCCCACUGAUUUCCGUAUGCUUCCAUUUUAGUCUACAAUAAUAUUUAUUUACGUUCAAGCGCAUUCCGCAUUCCAGAAAUAGUACUUCUGUAAUAGGAUAGUUUUUCGCCGAGGUUGAAAAUAACAAAAAAAAUUAUUCCAUUCAAUAUGAACGCCUUCGCUUCAGCUUCCAUGUAUCUUGAAUUUCUCAACUCUUACAUUAUUACAAGUGUUUUGCGACGCGGAUACCAGAAUGUCAUUCACAAGGACAUCAUUGCGUGAUAUUUGUGUUAGAUAUUGAUAUUUGUGCUUUGAUCUAACUCGGUUUAUUUACUUGUUUAUAAAUGUUGUCCAUAUUUUCUCUCCUUUUCUUUCCGUGGCUGGUAAUGCCAAAGAAAGGAUUGAUAUGGAUCAGAAAAUAGCUUUUUUUAUUUUUCAUUUUUGA
This is a messenger RNA of Chrysoperla carnea, 3571 nucleotides long. RefSeq names its product glutamate receptor ionotropic, kainate 2 (gene KaiR1D). Bases 99 to 2888 code for a protein of 929 amino acids. The record is from RefSeq and is a predicted model, not a curated record. Gene Ontology annotation, cellular component: plasma membrane; postsynaptic membrane. Gene Ontology annotation, biological process: monoatomic ion transport; synaptic transmission, glutamatergic; modulation of chemical synaptic transmission. The transcript is spliced from 16 exons. NCBI's taxonomy places the organism in Eukaryota, Metazoa, Arthropoda, Insecta, Neuroptera, Chrysopidae. Gene Ontology annotation, molecular function: glutamate-gated receptor activity; transmitter-gated monoatomic ion channel activity involved in regulation of postsynaptic membrane potential.